Messenger RNA from Laccaria bicolor S238N-H82, 846 nucleotides. RefSeq lists its product as uncharacterized. The coding region runs from base 1 to 846 and encodes 281 amino acids. The record is from RefSeq and is a predicted model, not a curated record. NCBI's taxonomy places the organism in Eukaryota, Fungi, Basidiomycota, Agaricomycetes, Agaricales, Hydnangiaceae. The transcript has 11 exons.
AUGUCGAGUGUACCCUUGCGGCUCCAGACUCCAAGGUCGUCAUACAGACGGAGUUUGGACGGAGUUGGAAGCAGGACGUUGAGGAAGAAGAUCGGCUGGAGGAGACUUGCUCAGAUCGAGCGCUUGUCCAAUAUUUGCAACUUGUUUGGUCUCAAAGCCAUCAACGCUGAUCGUAUAUACAUCCUUGAAAUUGUUGCCAGUGAGAGGAAGGAUUCCGAGGGCCCAGAGAAGCCCGAAAAUUGCGCAACUUUCCUAUUGGGCAAGUUUUGUUGUCGGAAGCUCGGAGACCUCGGGAUGAAAUUAUUCGACCGAUGGCGCAGCAAGCUUGGCGACUCGGAUGCGGAUGACCCGGGGCAUUUUGGUCGUCUCGGUCGCCUCAAUAUGAAGUUCACCCUCAUCUUCUCAACUGCUUUCCUCGCUUCAAUCUCCUUUGUCAAUGGUGCCCCCGUCAAGGCCGCUGCCCCUGCCGCGAUCGAAUUUGGGAAGGACGUCAAAAUUGAUACAGACUUCAAAGUUGAAGGCCCCGUUUCGGCCCGCGCGCUCAAGCUUGGAAAAGACGUCAAAGUCGAUACAGACUUGAAAGUUGAACGCGCCGUCUUCGCCCGCGAACUUCUGACGGUCAGUUUCUUUGUGCAUCGAAAGAGGAUGGUCGAAUUACUGAGAUUUGCAUUGAAGCCCGUUAAAGACGUCAAACUCGGUGAUAAGUAUGCUAGCGCCGUCUGGGCUCGAGGAAUCAAGCCUCUCAAGGAAGUCGAUCCCGACACCGAGUAUGCUGAUGGAACAGGUCUUGGGGGCGCCGUCUGGGUUCGCAAUCUCAAGACUUGGACAUAUUCUGUUGAUUUGUAG